AUGAGAAAACGUCGACUUGGAAACUUUAGUCAAAAGCUUAAAGAAGACAUUGAGUCAAAGAAGACACAACUUGAAGAGGCGGAUAUGAAGUCACACGAAGACCAAGAACACAUUGAAGAACUCCAAGGUGAUAUUAAGAGAGUAAAGGAAGACUUGAACAAGUUAACCACUGAGUACAAUGUCAUCACUGAGUUGAACAAAUACAUUGAAGAUAAGGAAGGCGAAAUUUCUGACUUGAAAAAGAAGCUUGAAGCCGAAGAAGACAAUUCAAAGGAUAUUGAGACACAAUCACACGAGAAGGAAGACGACAUUGCCGAUUUGGAGAAACAAGUAAAGAUGUUGCAAAACACCAUUUCUGGUGUAAAUGCACAGAAUAAAAACACUGGUGCUGUUUGA
This is a messenger RNA of Entamoeba invadens IP1, 396 nucleotides long. RefSeq lists its product as hypothetical. Bases 1 to 396 code for a protein of 131 amino acids. NCBI's taxonomy places the organism in Eukaryota, Evosea, Mastigamoebida, Endamoebidae. The record is from RefSeq and is a predicted model, not a curated record. The transcript is spliced from 3 exons.